Prosopis cineraria is the source of this 1831-nucleotide messenger RNA. Its product is annotated as heat shock protein 90-5, chloroplastic-like. NCBI's taxonomy places the organism in Eukaryota, Viridiplantae, Streptophyta, Magnoliopsida, Fabales, Fabaceae. The record is from RefSeq and is a predicted model, not a curated record. Gene Ontology annotation, molecular function: ATP hydrolysis activity; ATP-dependent protein folding chaperone; ATP binding. Gene Ontology annotation, cellular component: cytosol; protein-containing complex; perinuclear region of cytoplasm. Gene Ontology annotation, biological process: protein stabilization; protein folding; cellular response to heat.
GCAGAUGACAAAUAUGAAUUCUCAGAGCACCAGAUUCAGAAUUUGGUGAAGAAUUACUCUCAGUUUGUUUCCUUCCCCAUCUAUACAUGGCAAGAAAAAUCACGAACUGUGGAGGUGGAAGAAGAGGAAGAACCAAAAGAAGGGGAAGAACCUCAACCUGAGGCUGAGAAAAAGAAGGUAAAGAAGACUAAAACUGAGAAGUAUUGGGACUGGGAAUUAACCAAUGAAACAAAGCCACUGUGGAUGCGGAAUCCAAAGGAUCUUCAAAAGGAUGAGUAUCAUGAAUUCUACAAGAAGACUUUCAAUGAGUUUGUAGAACCACUUGCAUAUACUCACUUCACUACUGAGGGUGAGGUUGAGUUUAGAAGUAUUCUCUAUGUGCCGGGUAUGGGCCCUAACAAUGAAGAAGUAAUAAAUCCUAAAACAAAGAAUAUACGCCUGUAUGUGAAGCGUGUGUUUAUAUCAGAUGAUUUUGAUGGUGAGCUGUUUCCACGGUACUUGAGCUUUGUAAAAGGUGUGUUAGAUUCAGAUGACCUUCCUCUUAAUGUUUCCCGAGAAAUCCUCCAAGAAAGCAGAAUUGUAAGAAUAAUGAGAAAAAGACUCGUUAGGAAGACAUUUGACAUGAUUCAAGAUAUCGCUGAUGGCGAAAACAAAGAGGACUACAAGAAAUUUUGGGAGAACUUUGGUAGAUUCCUCAAGUUAGGAUGUGUUGAAGACUCUGGAAAUCAUAAGCGCAUAACACCACUGUUGCGAUUUUACACUUCGAAAAGUGAGGAGGAGCUGAAAAGCUUAGAUGAUUAUGUUGAAAACAUGGGUGAAAACCAGAAGGCUAUCUAUUACCUGGCAACAGACAGCUUGAAAAGUGCCAAGACUGCUCCGUUUCUGGAGAAAUUAGUACAGAAAGAUAUUGAGGUUCUUUAUUUGAUUGAACCGAUUGAUGAGGUUGCCAUUCAGAACCUUCAGACAUACAAGGAAAAGAAAUUUGUUGAUAUCAGCAAGGAAGAUCUAGAACUGGGUGAUGAGGAUGAGGUGAAAGAGAGGGAAACAAAGCAAGAAUACAAUCUGCUUUGUGAUUGGAUAAAACAACAGCUUGGUGAUAAGGUGGCAAAAGUUCAGGUCUCGAAGCGUUUGAGUUCAUCUCCCUGUGUGCUUGUAUCUGGCAAGUUCGGAUGGUCUGCAAAUAUGGAGAGAUUGAUGAAGGCACAAGCUCUUGGAGACACUGCUAGUUUGGAGUUCAUGAGGGGCAGGAGAAUAUUGGAGGUUAAUCCAGAUCAUCCCAUUAUCAAAGACUUGAAUGCUGCCUGCAGGAAUGCACCUGACAGCAGUGAUGCCAAGAGAGCCGUUGACCUCUUAUAUGACACUGCAUUGAUCUCCAGUGGAUUUUCGCCUGACAGCCCAGCUGAGUUGGGAAAUAAGAUUUAUGAAAUGAUGGCGCUGGCCUUGGGAGGAAGAUGGGGUAGAUCAGAUGAGGAGACAGGGACAGAAGCAUCUGUUGAAGCUGAUGUGAGCACAGGCGAAUCGGUAGAGGCUGAAGUUGUCGAGCCUUUUGAAGUGAGACAUGAGAAUGAGAAUGAUCCUUGGACAACCGAUUAGGUGCAUCAACAAAUUUUUGGCUGGAGUAUUGUUUGAGGAAAUCAAUAAUAAUGGACAAGUUAAAACCAAAAAAAAAAAAGACUGGGAUAGUGUGCUUACAGAUUUUUGUUCCCGGGAAUUGUAAAUUCCGUCAAGGAAUAUAUGCGAUAUGGCUUUUUCCGAGAGUCUCUUGUUGAUGCACUUUUGUUACCUUGAUUGGACCAAAGUAAGCAAUAUACAGGUCAUAGAAGGUUCUCUA